UGUUCUGUCAACUCUCAUCAGAACAGAGCAGCGUAGAAGUUCAAAUUCUCUUGCUUCUCUAUAGUCUCUCACUUGAUAUUUUCUCUGCGAUGGCUAAAAUAUCUGUGUUUAUUGGUUUCUUUGUGGGUUUUCUUUUGCUUGGUUUGGUUAGCGCUAAUUACUUUGAAGAGCUCUAUCAGCCAAGCUGGGCUUUCGAUCAUUUUACUCAAGAAGGGGACACUCUCAAGCUCAAGCUUGAUAACUAUUCUGGUGCUGGAUUUGCAUCCAAAAGCAAGUACAUGUUUGGGAAAGUCUCAAUGCAGAUUAAACUAGUUGAGGGCGACUCUGCGGGAACUGUUACUGCUUUCUAUAUGUCAUCAGACGGUCCAAAUCACAACGAGUUUGAUUUUGAGUUCCUGGGGAAUACAACAGGUGAACCGUACCUGAUCCAAACCAAUCUGUAUGUGAAUGGUGUAGGUAACAGAGAACAGAGAAUGGAUCUCUGGUUCGACCCCACCAAGGACUUUCACACCUAUUCUGUCCUAUGGAACCAACGUCGAGUUGUAUUUUUGGUGGAUGAGACCCCGAUAAGAGUGCACACCAACUUGGAACACAAAGGAAUUCCCUUUCCUAAGGACCAACCCAUGGGAGUGUACAGUUCAAUAUGGAAUGCUGAUGACUGGGCUACACAAGGUGGGAGAGUGAAAACCGACUGGAGCCAUGCACCAUUCGUAGCCUCAUACAAGGGAUUUGAAAUUGAUGCUUGUGAAUGCCUAGUAUCAGUUACAGCAGCUGAUAAUUCAAAGAAAUGUACCAGCAAUGCUGAGAAAACGUACUGGUGGGAUGAGCCAACAAUGGCCGAGCUGAGUCUUCACCAAAACCACCAGCUUUUGUGGGUUAGAGCCAACCACCUCAUCUAUGACUACUGUACUGAUACUGCCAGGUUCCCAGUCACUCCCACAGAAUGUGUGCAUCACCGCCACUAGUUGAUGGUAAUUGGGUUUUGGUUAGGCUAUGAAGAAGAAGAAGAUGGUGUUCUGCUUGUGUAAAAAAAGGGGUUGAAACUUGAAAGAUGGUGUUCUGCUUGUGUAAACAUGUACUCCAUGUUUUGUUCUUUGUGGCUGUAGAUUAUAUUGUACGAUUGAAUAAUGUUAUUUUGUUUUUCCAAAA
Molecule: messenger RNA, 1149 nt
Organism: Mangifera indica (mango)
Lineage: Eukaryota; Viridiplantae; Streptophyta; Magnoliopsida; Sapindales; Anacardiaceae
Product: xyloglucan endotransglucosylase/hydrolase protein 9-like
Exons: 4
Coding region: 90-965 (291 amino acids)
Biological process (GO): xyloglucan metabolic process; cell wall biogenesis
Cellular component (GO): apoplast; cell wall
Molecular function (GO): xyloglucan:xyloglucosyl transferase activity; hydrolase activity, hydrolyzing O-glycosyl compounds
Source: RefSeq, a predicted model, not a curated record